AUGGAGGAAUGGGAGGUUGACGCUUCUUUAGGACUCACCCAAGUCGAGGAAAACGCGUCGGCUCCAUUGGGUAAGGAGGGGCCGACUUUGGGCCAAGAGGCAGGUUCUGGUCGCCAGUUCGUUGUACCUUGUUGUCACGUUCCAGAAUUCCUUGUUUCCACGUCACUGACUCAUAUCAACAGGUCCUGCGACCACCUGGAAUGCUACAUGGUCCUGAUUGCCGCAGAAAAGACGGCCAUCGGCUCCAUCUGUUUCCUGGCUGGCCCCAUCACGCUGCUGGAGAAUGCCCUCAUCCUGGGCUUGAUCGUGGCCACGGCUUCGCUGCGUCAUCAUCCUUCCUAUCUCUUCAUUGGCAACCUGGCGCUGGCUGACGUCUUCGCCAGCUGCUUCUUCACCACCAGCUUCCUGGACUUCCACCUGUUCCGGCGCAGCGACAGCCCCACUGCCUACCUAUUCAAGCUGGGUGGUGUCACCAUGGCCUUCACCAACUCUGUGGGCAGCCUGCUGCUGACCGCCCUGGACCGCUACCUGUGCAUCCACUGGCCGUCCAGCUACAAGGUGUUGCUGACACGCCGCCGAGCCCUUCUGGGGCUACUCUCCCUCUGGAGCGCCACAGUCUUUAUCUCCUCGCUGCCGCUGAUGGGCUGGACAUGUCCCACCGGGUUGGCGUCCCCUUGCUCCCGCCUUUUCCCUUACAUCAGUCGGGGCUACCUGGCCUGCUGGACCAGCUUCAUCCUGGUCCUUCUGGCGCUCAUCCUGGGGGCUUACGUCCUGAUCCUGUGGAAGGCCCACCGCCAUGAGGCCUCCAUGAGCAUCCUCCAGGGGGCAGCAGGGGCAGGCCACGCACGCAUGAGGAUGGACAUCCGGCUGGCGCGCACCUUCAGCCUGAUCAUGCUAACCCUGGUGGGUUGCUGGCUUCCGGCGCUAUCCUUCAUGCUAGCCGAUGUGACUGUGGUGCUGACCCGCACCCAGCAGAGGGCCUUCGCCUUCUGCAGCACCCUCUGCCUCCUCAACUCAGCCAUCAACCCCCUUUUGUACGCCUUGCGCUGCAGGGAGCUCAGACUCGCCCUGCUGCACCAGCUCAAGGUCCUCAGCCAGGCUGCCAGGUGUCAAAAGGCCACCGCGGGAAAUUUGGACCCAAGACCACGAUCAACAGAGAACUAUAGUACCAUUGAAAUGCCCAGAAGCUCCCAAUUUUGCUCUGUUUUGGAAACAAUGGACAAGCAGUAGCUGGAUAUUAGGACACUAAAAGGCACUAAGUAGUUGCUCACAAGUAAUAUAUUCUCCUCUGGAAAAAAAUUAAGAGGACUUCAAAGUCAAGAAUGAACUUUGGGGAAAAAGCUGCUUGCAGUGUUCGGGCCACAAUCGUAGAGAUGUUUACAGAAAAUGACAUCAACACUUCAGUCUCUUUGCAUUGCAAUGAAGAUUUGUUGGUAUCAACUGAUAAUUUUGGUCUAAUUUUUUUCCAGAGCUAGCUCACCAUUUUGAACAAGUAUACACAGUGGUACUCCGAAAGUUGAUUCGUGACACCUCAGAAAAUCUUGUGAGACUCUUAACUCAAGUUUUAGGGCCACUUUCAUUGUGAUGCCACCACAGAGAGAGAUUAGAAAUUAACUUGUUACAACGUAUCAGUAGCCUUGCAACAAAGCAAGAUUUUGCGAGAUCUCUGUCAUGGCUGCUCAGUAAAAUAUGACUAAAGUUAUUUCAGUUUUAACAUUAUGCAUAUAGUCAUGAUUUUUAAAUGACCACAUUUACAACUUUUGUAGGAAAUCACAAUGUCCCUAAACUGGUGAGCUAUCUUUAGAACAGGCAACUACUCAUGUGGUCCUUUUUUUUUGGGGGGGGGGGUCAAUCUUGUGCCUGUGGGUACCAUAUAGGUGACCCCUGGUGUAGAAUGUGAGGAUGGUGACCCCAAGAGGACAAAAUAAUACAUGCACCUCACAUGCAUAUUUUGUAUUUGUAUUAUACAUAAAACUUUAAAAUGUA
This is a messenger RNA of Phyllopteryx taeniolatus (common seadragon), 1986 nucleotides long. It is a transcript of the gene cnr2, whose product is annotated as cannabinoid receptor 2. The transcript has 3 exons. NCBI's taxonomy places the organism in Eukaryota, Metazoa, Chordata, Actinopteri, Syngnathiformes, Syngnathidae. The coding region runs from base 1 to 1230 and encodes 409 amino acids. The record is from RefSeq and is a predicted model, not a curated record. Gene Ontology annotation, molecular function: cannabinoid receptor activity. Gene Ontology annotation, cellular component: membrane. Gene Ontology annotation, biological process: cannabinoid signaling pathway.